Messenger RNA from Zymoseptoria tritici IPO323, 3468 nucleotides. RefSeq names its product NRPS5 single domain, non-ribosomal peptide synthase-like protein (gene NRPS5). Gene Ontology annotation, molecular function: phosphopantetheine binding; catalytic activity. Gene Ontology annotation, biological process: secondary metabolite biosynthetic process; amino acid activation for nonribosomal peptide biosynthetic process. Lineage: Eukaryota; Fungi; Ascomycota; Dothideomycetes; Mycosphaerellales; Mycosphaerellaceae. Gene Ontology annotation, cellular component: cytoplasm. The coding region runs from base 1 to 3468 and encodes 1155 amino acids. The record is from RefSeq and is a predicted model, not a curated record. The transcript has a single exon.
AUGAGUGAUCGCCUCAAGAUUACUGCCAAAUCCGGACACUGGGACGUUGAAGCCGAGUUCUCCGGGAGCCACGCCAGCACUUUCGACCAGACGUUCAAUAACAUCUAUUCGCAGCUAUGCCACUCAGCACAGACUAAAAUAUCGCAGAUUGAGACCAUUUGCGAAGACGAUGUUCGGUGGCUUCUCCAGUAUGCCUUACACGCCAUUCCAGAACCAACUAGCACGGACGCAGUCACAAUGUUUCGACAUUCAGUGGAGCUAUGGCCUCACAAAACGGCGAUUGAAGCUUGGGAUGGCUGGUUGACUUACUUGGAGCUCGAACAAGAGUCUACCAGACUUGCAGAAUCUCUUGUUUCGGAAGGCGUCCGGCCACUUACUGUGGUUCCCAUCGUCUUGGAGUUCUCGAAGUGGGCGUUGGUGUCGAUACUGGCGGUAUGGAAGACCGGCGCGGCCUACGUCUUCUUGGACCCGAGUCACCCCAUCAAUCGCCUGCAGACACUCACAAAACGAGUGAAAGCCUCUUUUGUUUUGAGCCAGGACAGCUUCCGCGCCCAAAUACGCGAUAUUGGGACGCGGGUGCUGAUCAUCGACGAAAUCGUACAUCGGAGUUCAUCGCAGGAGACCAGUUUCGCAGAGCUGCCGACUGCAAUCGACAUAGGUUCCCCUGCGUAUGUGAUCUUCACAUCGGGGAGCACAGGAGAACCCAAGGCGGUCGUUCACACCCACUAUGCCUUUUGUUCUGGCGCCCUACAUCAAGCAGAGCUUCUCGGAUUUUCUGAUCAGACCCGAACCCUUCAGAACGCGCCGCUCAUUUUCGCAGGAGCUGUGCCGGAACUGCUCUUCACUAUUCUGCAAGGAGGCUGUCUAUGCAUUUCCAAGCAGGAAGAGCGAGUUAAAGACUUAUCCGGCUGCGUACGCCAUCAUCACAGCAACAUGCUUAUAAUAUCUUCGUCUUCGGCGGCUAUCCAGGACCCAAAGGACUUCAAACCCCGGCAAACGUUACUCAUGGGUGCCGAGCCCUUACCUGCGCACACUGCACGGAAAUGGGCAGCUCUCCACAACAACUGCAACGGCUAUGGGUCUACAGAGACAAACACAGUUGCCACUUGCUGUCCUUUCAGCACUUCUGUGGCGAGUCAGUCUGUUGGACCAGGCGCGGCGCAUCAAUACUGGAUAGUCGAUGCUUUGAACUAUGACCGUCUGGUGCCGCCUGGCUCUCUGGGAGAGGUCGUGGUGGAAGCGUACGCUUUGGCUUCCGAGUAUUUAAACAACGAAGAAGCAACCGCAAAAUCGUUUCCGCCCGCUCCCCUGUGGUACCCAGGUCUGGAACUGAAAAGACCGAGCGCCACCAGAUUCUUCCGAUCAGGAGACUUGGGUAGAAUAGCCACCGACGGCACCCUUGAAGUCCAUGGCCGGACUGAUCCACUUCAAAUCAAACUCAGGGGCCAGAGGAUUGAGCUUGGUGAGAUUGAGGCUAUCACUAUAGAUGCACUCGGCCGACCGACGCCUCUUGUCGCAGAGCUCAUCCUUCCCCAAAGCCAAGAUCGACCAUCGAUUGCCGUCUUUGUCGCCGCAUCCGCUUCCAUCGACAACCUUCCUGCGAUCCUGCUUUCAGAGAAUCUCGAGCUGUCGAGUUGUCAGGAGAAGCAGCUAGACCAUCUGCGGGAGAAACUUGCACCGGCGUGGACCAAUGCUCUUCCAGACUUCAUGCGUCCUGCGUAUCUGGUACCGCUCACUCGAUUGCCACGGACUGCCACCGGUAAGCUUGAUCGGCAACAACUUCGAAAAUGGUGUUCAAAGUAUACAGCCAUUGAGCUCGCCGUCUUCUCCACCACCAAGUCUGAUAGAAGGGUUAGAGCAUUGACCAGCGACACUGAGCUGAAGCUUGGAGAGGCCAUCAGUACAAUACUCAGAGUACCGAGACAAAGGAUCCAUGGAAACUCUGUCUUUACUGUUCUAGGUGGAGAUUCGUUAGCUGCGAUUCAACUUAGCCAGGAGCUACGCAAACAUGGCUUGGCUGCUUCUCCCGCCGACGUGGUCCGCUCCGAGAACUUGGCUACGCUUGCAGAGGCUCUCGACUUGACUCCACCCGUCAAUGAGCCGAUUGUAUCAAUUCAAGGUGCUGAGCGUGUGAUCGAGGAUCGAAAUUUGAAUGCUGAAAUUGUUUUAAGAUACUUGAAGCUCACGGCCGACCAGGUGGAAACGAUCCUGCCAACCACUGAUUCUCAAAGCCGAGCGAUAGAGCUUGGGAUAGGGCCGGAGAAGUGCUUCGUCUAUCACUUUGCGCUCAGGUUCCAAGGCGACAUCGAGAUGUCUAGACUCGUGUCCAGCCUGCAGUCACUCGUGGACCGUCACGACAUUCUUCGCACACUCUUCACCCGGCACGAAGGCCGCAUCUUGCAGGUCAUUUUGAACGAGCUUCAAUGCCCACUAGACUCGAGGGCCAUUGAAGCGGGAGAUUUGAUUGACGAAACAGUGCGUCAAAUUUCCACGAGCGAUUUCCAGCUCGAUCAGGUGCCGACGAAAUUCUGGCUCCUCUCGGUCGACGGCCUCCCAAAAGCUGUAGUGUUGCGGUUGUCGCACGCUCAGUUCGACGGAAUUUCGCUCCCUUUGCUAUGGAACAGUCUAUCUUAUAUCUACGCCGGACAAACACUUCCUACGGCACCUCAGUACUCUACAUACGCUCGAGCUGUUCUCCUGCCGGACAUGACACCUUCUAUCGAGUACUUCAAAGAUCUCCUCCACGACUGCCCUUUCACCGACCUGGCGAAACGCCUGAGUGCCGUGCACAAACCUCAAAAUCGCCAAUUGAGCCGUCAGAUCACCUUGAACCCAGCCGCUGGUUUUACCCCGGCGCAGCUCUUCCAAGCGGCAUGGGGCUACGUCUCCGCAAAGUAUUUGCACAUGAGGGCCGUAUCAUUCGAUCAAAUCGUGUCUGGUCGGCAAAUCAGGCCGAUCGAAGAUUAUGACUAUGACACAUCGCAGCUCUUGGGACCAUGUCUCAAUGAUGUCCCUGUCGUAGUCCGGUUCCCGGAACAGCAGACUGUACGUCAAAUGCUGGCUCAGAUCCGGGAUCAGCAUACCGCGACCGCCAGACACGAGACUCUCGGAUUCAAGACGAUUCUAGGAGAGUGUAAGCCAGCUCAUUGGCCGCAGGAUGCGCGCAUGACCAGCAGCGUCCAAUACCGCGGAUUCGAAGAUCGAACAUCAUUUCCACUCGGACCUGCUGAGUGCAAGGUCGAGAUGAUGGAAAGGAACAUGGACCUGGAGGAUUUGACUGUCUUCGUCAAGCCACUUCGAGACGUCGAUGGUGGACCUAAGUUCGACGUGGGUUUCCUGUUCUCAGACGAAGUCGUCGAGGAGACGCAGGCUAACUCUUGGUUUGACGAGCUGAUUGGGGCUGUGAUUGCUUUCUCCGCGGACGACGCUAUGGAUGAGGUGGUAGAGUCGCUCUUGGGUCAGAUCUAG